AUGUCAGUACACGACCAGUGGUAUUGCUUCCAGAUCAAUAACGUGCAAGUCAUCAUCAACCUUUACGAGAGGGGAAACAUCAAUGUGAACGACUCCAUAUAUAUCGUGGACGGCCGUGUUGUAGCCACGACCGAGGAAUGUUAUGCCACUAAGAAGCCGGCAUUCUAUGAGCUGGGCAAUAAAGAGACAGCCUAUCAGUAUGCUCAAAAGGCAUAG
Molecule: messenger RNA, 216 nt
Organism: Penicillium taxi
Lineage: Eukaryota; Fungi; Ascomycota; Eurotiomycetes; Eurotiales; Aspergillaceae
Exons: 2
Coding region: 1-216 (71 amino acids)
Source: RefSeq, a predicted model, not a curated record